AAAAGUCGGUUAGCUCAUUUCUUCGGGGCCUCGCACCUUCCUCCCAUCUCUCGUCCCCCAUCUCCGGUAACAAUUACUCCCCAGGGCUAAUUCCCGCCACGCAUGGCGGACCAACUCCUCUCCACCGGACCCCCCCGUCGGACCCUCCCUGAGAGGUACAUCCGGCCGGAGUCUCAGAGGCCCCGGCUGACCGCAGUCGAGAGCGACGCGAACAUUCCUGUCAUCGACCUGUCCGCCGAUGAUUUAUCCCAAAUCAUCUCCCAAAUCCGCGACGCCUGCCAAUACUAUGGCUUCUUCCAGAUCGUGAACCAUGGGAUGCCUACUGGAUCGAUGGUCGAGAUGAAGGCAAUUGCCCGUGAAUUCUUCAGCCUCCCUCCGGAGGAGAAGGCGAAGCUCUAUCUUCGGCUUCACUGCUAUCCUCUGGAGGACUUCGUGCCAGGGUGGCCUUCCAAACCCCCUUCGUUCAGUUGGCUUAGGCUGGUCCAAUCUUUGUCACCUGAGGACAAAUCUUCGGCAUCGGGACUUCGAGAACGACUUCGCCGUGCACAGCGAUUCGGUGCACGCAAUUAUCGAUGUUAUCGCCUCACGAUGCUCGUAUCGAGAUGACUUCUGUAUCAUCCAUCACGCACCUGACCCACAGACACGUGCGGAGGAGCACGUUAAUUCACCGCCUUUGCAGCCAGGUCUGAUUGCAGCUGGGCUGGGCCCUGGAUCUGGCCCUCGGUGUCACAUCAUGAGCACAACUUGAACCAAACUUUUGAUACCAUGAACCAUUGAGUUUGUACUGGGAGGGGAAAAAGCUUCACGGAUUCUAGAC
Messenger RNA from Elaeis guineensis (African oil palm), 817 nucleotides. The record is from RefSeq and is a predicted model, not a curated record. Lineage: Eukaryota; Viridiplantae; Streptophyta; Magnoliopsida; Arecales; Arecaceae.